This is a messenger RNA of Volvox carteri f. nagariensis, 933 nucleotides long. RefSeq lists its product as uncharacterized. The transcript has a single exon. The coding region runs from base 1 to 933 and encodes 310 amino acids. Lineage: Eukaryota; Viridiplantae; Chlorophyta; Chlorophyceae; Chlamydomonadales; Volvocaceae. The record is from RefSeq and is a predicted model, not a curated record.
AUGUCAAUUACGGAGGUGCAAGUCCCAUUUUGCGUCCAAAUAUCGAACGUUGCCAGCGGGACAAUGAGUCUCAGUCCUUGUUCAUUACUAGGUACAAAGAGCACCCAGAAAACUAUCCGGUCCCGGCUGAAGCGCGCACUAAGCAUAGACGUUUCCAAUCUCAAGCUAAGGGCACGGAGUAGCUCGUCGGGUUCAGAGAAGGACAUUGGACACUUUAAGGACACUCCCGUGGAAGCUUUCCUUCAGGAGUCCGGCGUAAUUAUCGUGGACGCCGCACCACCUCUCCAGGCUGCUGAUUUGUGGGAACAGCGCUUUGACAAAUUGGCCACUUCACAACAGCAGCUGUUCAAGUCACAACAGAAGCUGUUCGAGUCACAACAGCAGCUGCGCAAGUCACAACAGCAGCUAUCCGCAGAGGUUGGAGUGCUGAGGGCAGGCGUUAAGUCCUUCUCGGCUAUCUUGAGGUGUAGCUUGGUUGACGACGUGCAUCGGAAGCUUCAGGAGCUGCCGGACGGCCUGGGCUUCCGCCACGAGGAUGAGCUUUGGACGGACUACAUUGAACGAAUCAUAAGCGAGCGCGGAAUUCAGUGGGCUCGCAACAAGGGCCUGUCCUUGAGCUCCAUGGUUUUGCUAGGGAAGGGUUCGGGCUCCCCUUUCCAGGAGGGCUCGGAGGCAGCUCACCGCUUGCGGCUGAUCAACCGCGAAUUAUUUGACAGCUGCUACCUAUCAGACCUUAGCACUGAGGAGAAGGCCCCGUGGCAGGAGUUGUACAAAUUUGUCAAGGAAGUGAGUCCAACGCUGGCGCUGACCAUCCCUAUCAGGCUUCAUCUUGCUAAAAGCAUGCUAGAUAUAGCAAUAAAAUCCCCUAUGGCUAAGUUACUCGGAUGUUACCCUACCCCAAGGGUAAUUGUUACUGAUAAGCAAAUAGUGUAG